This is a messenger RNA of Exophiala oligosperma, 1686 nucleotides long. RefSeq lists its product as uncharacterized. The coding region runs from base 223 to 999 and encodes 258 amino acids. NCBI's taxonomy places the organism in Eukaryota, Fungi, Ascomycota, Eurotiomycetes, Chaetothyriales, Herpotrichiellaceae. The record is from RefSeq and is a predicted model, not a curated record. The transcript has a single exon.
AAAGAAUCCAGAGACAGCCAGCUUUUGAGAAAGGAGCACCACCCACCCAACAGCCCUCCCCAAAACCCUCGUUUUCCUAGGGAACAUCUCUCUACCUCUCUGACUCUCGCUACCUCAUCAUCGUCAUCGUCAAGCAUAUUGCCCUUCGUUGAUUGAUUGGUUCCCUCUGCCCACCCUCGUUGCCCACUCACUACACACGGACUCCGUACGCAAACCGCAAACAUGAAGUCCUUCGCUACUACUGCUCUUCUCAUCGCUGGUGCCAGUGCCGCCGCUUUGCCUGGGGCCCCAGGCAACUCAGCUGGCGCCGGUGGCUCAUGGGGUGACUGGACCUCGGCGAGCUGUGUCCCCAGCACCACCACCGAGUACUCGACUGCGUGGAGCACGGCCUGGUCGACGGCCUGGUCAACGGCUUGGUCGACUGCCUAUUCCACCGUGACAACUGUCCAGGUCAGCACUGCCACUGUCCCGGUCACUCAGUUCUCGACCGUGACCGUGCCCACCACCGUCGUCAAGACUGUCCCAACUACUGUCCCGGUCACUGUCCCAGUCACCCAGUUCUCAACCGUGACUGUGCCAACUACUGUCGUCAAGACCGUGCCAACCACCGUUCCAGUUACCGUUCCGGUCACUCAAUUCUCAACUGUGACUGUGCCCACGACCGUCCAGGUCAGUGUUCCAGUCACAGUCCCAGUCACUCAAUUCUCGACUGUCACGGUGCCAACGACCGUCGUCAAGCCGACAACCCUCUACAACACCGUGACGACCGUCAGUGUCAGCGUCAGCACCGCGACCGUCCCCACGACCGUCGUCUCGACUGUCGUCAAGCCAGUCCCAACGACAGUCACUGUGCCCACCACGGUUCAGGUCCCAACCACCAUCCCCACCACAGUCUACACCACCGUCUACUCGACUGUGACUCCUGCAGCUGAGACACAAGUCGUCACCGUGACUGCCUCUUGCAGCCAAGGUUGGGGUGACUGGACGAGCAAGAGAUAGAUCUGAAGUGGUGUUUCUCUCAGCCGUGCCGUCCUUCGCUUGUCUAUCUAUCGAGGGACGCCGGAGCCACUUUUGACGAAAAUCUUUGCCAGUCUUUGAAAACUUUUUAUGAGCAUGAUGAUUUAUCAUCUCACGACGCACGCAUCAACGACGUAUGACUCAUCUCAUCACCACCACGAAACCAUCAUACCGGAAUGGGAAAUUAUCAGCAGCAUAACUUAUUGUUUGUUCUCUUUUUGUUUUACUCCGUAUGCGUGUGGAAUCACUACUCAACUCGAGACCAUAAUGGGAUGGAGGUUGUCUGUUUGCUUCCAUCACCAUCACCACGGCCACGGCCACGUACCAACGCAACGUCAUCGUCACCAAACAUCAACCGAAACUCAAGGGCGUUCUUUACCGGAAGGACACGAAAAGCAUACGUCGGGUUGGGAUGGGUGGGGAAAGAGAAAGAAUAUGCUAAGCUGGUCGAAAUGAAUUUUUAUGACCAUCAUGAUGAUGAUGAGAAGAUGGAAAACCUCAUUCUUAGGAGGUAGUCAGCCUCCCUCAGGCCAUUUGUUUUUUCUUGGUUGCGUUCAGUACUACCUACUCCGUAUUGAGCAAGAGCACCACUAUUCAGUAAUUCAGUUCUACCGCCUGUUUGGUAUACGCAGAUACAUAUAUACGGAGUAUAAUUAAUCUUCUCACGAG